Messenger RNA from Closterium sp. Naga37s-1, 1368 nucleotides. The record is from the annotation of a GenBank genome assembly. NCBI's taxonomy places the organism in Eukaryota, Viridiplantae, Streptophyta, Zygnematophyceae, Desmidiales, Closteriaceae.
AUGGGCCGAGAUCAACAGCAGGCAAAUGAGCAUGUGGUGGCGGGGGAGACUGUAUUGGCGGGGGAGGCUCGAGUGGCGGGGGAGCCUGGAGUGGUCUGCGAGGGUGGAGCGGUGGGGGAGCCUGGAGUGGCGGGGGAGCCUGGAGUGGCGGGGGAGCCUGGAGUGGCGGGGGAGCCUAUAGUGGCGGGCGAGGGUGGAGUGGUGCGGGAGCCUGGAGUGGUGGGGGAGCCUGGAUUGGCUGGGAAGCCUGGAGUGGCGGGGGAGAAAGGAGUGGCGAAGGAGCCAGGAGUGACGGGGGAGCCUGGAGUGGCAGGGGAGAAAGGAGUGGCGAAGGAGCCAGGAGUGGCAGGGGAGCCAGGAGUGGCGGGGGAGCCAGAAGUGGCGGGGGAGCCAGGAGUGGCGGGGGAUGCUGUUGUGAGUCGUACCCCAAGGUGGCAGGAGAGAAAGACGGGAAAAUGGAAACGUGCUGAUGAGGGGUGUAGCAGUGACGACACGGAGGGUGAAGAGGCGGAUGUGCCUUGCCACUUCGUGUCUUUCCCCUCUCCCAACCCCAAUCACCCCCCACAUUCUUAUCACGCCCUUGCGGUUACUUUCCAUUCCCCCUUCCACCCCCUAUCAUCUCCAUAUGCCAUCACCUUACCUACCCCCUUCGCCAUCUCCCCCCUUUCCCCGCCGCCAUCACCUCUUGCAGCGUUGGCGGCAGCUGAUUGUUGGGGAGCAGAGAACGCCAUUGGUGAUAGUGUGGAAGGAGAAAGGGCGAUGGCGAGAUACGGACCCAUCCGGACCCGACGACAUCGUCAAGAAUCCCAGCGAUACAUCUUCCUUGGACCUGUAGAUGAGGACAUAGAACGGGGCAGAGGUAUUUUUGACCGGGUGUUUAGGUUGGGAAGAGAGCGGGGAAGGGAGGUGAUUGAAGAGGAUGGCGGGAUUCAUUCCUUCUCUGCCCUUGCAUUCAUUCCCUCUCUGCCCUCACCUUCAUACCCUCUCUGCAUUCACAUUAAUUCCCUCUCCGCCCUCACAUUCAUUUUGUAUCUGCCCUCACAUUCAUUCCCUCUCUGCCUUCACAUUCAUUCCCUCUCUGCCCUCACAUCCAUUCCCUCUCUGCCCUCGCAUUCAUUCCAUCUCGGCCCUCACAUUAUAUUCCUCUCUGCCCUCACAUUAAUUCCCUCUCUGCCCUCACCUCACAUUGAUUCCCUCUAUGCCAUCACAUUCAUUCCCUCUCUGCCCUCGCAUUCAUUUCCUCUCAGCCCUCACAUUCAUUUCCUCUCUGCCCUCACAUUCAUUUCCUCUCUGCCCUCACAUUCAUUCCCUCUCUGCCCUCAUAUUUAUUCUCUGUCUGCCCUCACAUUCAUUCCCUCUCUGCCCUAA